AUUGCAUCAGGAAUGACCUCACAGGCUGUGUGACUACAAAUGAUGAAUGAUUGAAGCUGGUAGUGCUCUCUGCUUCCCGCCCCUGCCCGGCUUAGUGUGCUGCUUCACAGGAUUUGAUUUUUCAACAGCAGGGAUGGUGACCUACAACCUCAGCAGAAUAAUGCGCCCAGAUGAUGCCAACAUCGCAGGGAAUGUCCAUGGAGGGACCAUUUUGAAAAUGAUUGAAGAGGCCGGGGCUAUCAUCAGUACCCGGCACUGUAACAGCCACAAAGGAGAGAGCUGUGUAGCUGCCCUGGCCCGAGUGGAGCGCACAGACUUCUUGUCACCCAUGUGCAUCGGCGAGGUGGCCCAUGUGAGUGCCGAGAUCACCUACACCUCGAAGCAUUCAGUGGAGGUCCAGGUUAACGUGAUGUCUGAAAACAUUCUCACAGGUACUAAGAGGAUGACUAAUAAGGCAACUCUCUGGUAUGUGCCCCUUUCACUGAAGAAUGUGGACAAAGUGGUUGAAGUUCCUCCCUUUGAGUACACCCGAAAGGAGCAAGAGGAAGAGGGGAAAAAGCGAUAUCAAGCUCAAAAGAUGGACCGUAUGGAAACCAAACAUAAAAAUGGAGACAUUAUACAGCCAAUUAUCAACCCAGAUAGGCAGACUAAAGAACCAUACACUGUCAGCUACAGCCAGUCCAGCUUGAUCCAUCUGGUGGGACCAUCCGAUUGUACUCUACAUGGCUUUGUGCAUGGAGGUGUCACCAUGAAGUUAAUGGAUGAGGUAGCUGGAAUUGUGGCUGCUCGCCACUGCAAGACCAACAUUGUUACAGCUUCUGUGGAUGCCAUUAACUUUCAUGACAAGAUCAAAAAAGGUUGCGUCAUUACUAUAUCUGGACGCAUGACCUUCACUAGCAAUAAAUCCAUGGAGAUUGAAGUGUUGGUGGAUGCUGAUCCGGUUGUUGAUGAUUCCCAACAGAGAUAUCGAGCUGCCAGUGCAUUCUUUACUUACGUAUCUCUGAGUAAAGAAGGAAAACCCCUUAUUGUACCUCAGCUGUUGGCAGAAACCGAAGAUGAGAAAAGGCGUUUUGAAGAGGGCAAGGGGAGAUACCUGCAGAUGAAAGCUAAACGUCAGGGUCAGAUGCAGUCUGCCCCUCAAGAGUGACCCUCUUCUGGGCGGCGGAGCACCUGGGGCAGAUGCCGUUGGGAGGAGUCAGUCCACUUAGAAAUAACUCACUUGGCCAAAAACUUCAACUCACAUUGAAAAUUGGUGUUCUGUGAAGUAUUCGUAACAUGGUGUUGUUCUACAGUAUAUCUUGAUCAUGUACACCAAAGCUUAUUUAUACAGUAUUACUCCAGUAGAAGUGCUACAUACACAAUAUUGCUUCAAGCUGUCUUGAAGCAUUCCAUUCAAAACGUAGAGAAAGCUUCUGGGUACUCGUAUGGUAUUUAAAGACUAAGGUGACAUUAAUAAAGCUGUUCUCUGGCUGGA
Messenger RNA from Tachyglossus aculeatus (Australian echidna), 1474 nucleotides. It is a transcript of the gene ACOT7, whose product is annotated as acyl-CoA thioesterase 7. The record is from RefSeq and is a predicted model, not a curated record. Gene Ontology annotation, molecular function: long-chain fatty acyl-CoA binding. Lineage: Eukaryota; Metazoa; Chordata; Mammalia; Monotremata; Tachyglossidae. Gene Ontology annotation, cellular component: cytosol; extracellular exosome; nucleoplasm. Gene Ontology annotation, biological process: acyl-CoA metabolic process; palmitic acid biosynthetic process. The coding region runs from base 47 to 1147 and encodes 366 amino acids. The transcript has 10 exons.